AUUUUCGUCAUUACAAGUUGGUCUAAAUAGAAGUGAGAAAAUCUUAUGGGCGUUUCUACCGCCUCCCUGAACCGGAUAUCCAGCAACAAUCACGCUGAUCUUACCUAACGAAACUCCCAAAUUUGCCAUUCUCUCUUUUCUUGCGCCUUCUGAGCUUCCAAGCUUCGUAAUCUUCAACAUACACAGGCGCACGCUAUAUAAUUAGGAGGCUAUACACGGAAGGGUUGUUUGGGUAGAUUCAAGAAAGUGAAAUUGAUGACGACGCGUAAUAGAGAUCUAGAGAGAGCAACGAAGGGCGGAAACAGUACAAGUCUACAGGCAAGAUGCGAUUCAUCAGCAUAUCAUGCGGAUACCUCGGAGAAGCAGUGGACAUCGUGGCUUGUGUUUUGUAUAGUGGUGGUCAAUGUUGCUAUGUUUAUUGUCAUCAUGUUUGUGAAUAAUUGCCCGCAGAAUGAUGACAGGAAGCGAUUUGGGGUGGUGAAUGGGAAAUGUGUUGCAAUGUUUCUUGGGAGGUUCUCUUUUCAACCCCUUAGAGAAAACCCCCUUUUUGGGCCUUCUUCUUCUACACUGGACAAAUUGGGUGCACUAGAGUGGGACAAGAUAGUUAAUGAUCAUCAAAGCUGGAGACUUAUCACUUGUAUAUGGCUGCAUGCAGGGGUUGUCCAUUUGCUCGCUAACAUGCUGAGCUUGGUUUUUAUUGGGAUUCGCCUUGAGCAGCAAUUUGGAUUUGUGCGUGUAGGUAUAAUCUACCUGUUGUCAGGAAUUGGUGGGAGUGUUAUGUCUUGUCUUUUCAUUCAACACAGCAUUUCUGUUGGCGCUUCUGGUGCAGUCUUUGGACUUCUUGGAGCAAUGCUGUCAGAGUUGCUUACUAACUGGACCAUUUAUGCUAAUAAGGCUGCUGCACUUUUUACUCUGGUUGUUAUAAUUGCAGUCAACUUAGCUGUUGGGAUUCUUCCUCACGUUGAUAACUAUGCUCAUAUUGGAGGUUUCCUUAGUGGGUUUUUUCUUGGCUUUGUACUGCUACUCAGACCCCAGUUUGGUUGGCCUGAAAGGCUGGAUCUUCCAGCUGAAGCCCGAAUGAAGUCCAAGUUCAACAUAUACCAAUAUGUGCUCUUUGUGGUUGCCUUGAUUUUAUUGAUUAUUGGAUUUGUUGUGGGUUUGGUGAUGCUAUAUAAAGGAGAGAAUGCAAAUGAUCGAUGCAAGUGGUGCCGUUAUUUAAGCUGCGUGCCUACAUCGAGAUGGCAAUGUGAUCGUAACUAACACUGAGCUAGCCACGUUUCCGAUUCUUUCCGCUCUGUCUCUGAUUCUUUUGGUUUAUCACAUAGAUCAACUUAAAAGUAUACUGCUCAUAUGUAUAUGUUUAUAUUGCUUGUGUACAUGUAGAGCCUGUGCAGACUUGAAUGCCUGCUGCUCAUGAUGUGUAUAUUAAAUACAAUAAGGUUCUGUUUGUAUCAUCUAUAGUGCACAUGUACCGGGCUUUGUGAGAAUAAAGAAGUUUCUGCGUUUGCUUCCAUUUUUUUAGCA
Cuscuta europaea is the source of this 1524-nucleotide messenger RNA. The record is from the annotation of a GenBank genome assembly. NCBI's taxonomy places the organism in Eukaryota, Viridiplantae, Streptophyta, Magnoliopsida, Solanales, Convolvulaceae.